AUGCGCUGCCGUGAGGGAGGAGCGGGCGACGCGUCGAUGAAGGCGCGCAAGUGGGACCGGAAGAAGUACAUGGGCGUCGAGCUCUCCGGCAAGACGCUCGGCGUGCUCGGCCUCGGCCGCCUCAACAUCGAGCCGGUCUCCGCCGCCGACUGCAUGGCGCGCGCCGACUUCCUCACCGUCCACGUGCCGCUGCUCGACGACACCAAGUUGAAGUUCCGGAGUGAAAAUUCGAACGCGUUCUCUCACGGUGACCAAAAAAUGUCCACCUCAGAGGCACCUCCGGAGGCAGGCCGCCGCACGCCGGCGACACAGCUCCAGCUGUCGAACUGA
This is a messenger RNA of Emiliania huxleyi CCMP1516, 330 nucleotides long. RefSeq lists its product as hypothetical. The record is from RefSeq and is a predicted model, not a curated record. Gene Ontology annotation, molecular function: NAD binding. The coding region runs from base 1 to 330 and encodes 109 amino acids. The transcript is spliced from 4 exons. Lineage: Eukaryota; Haptophyta; Isochrysidales; Noelaerhabdaceae.